Molecule: messenger RNA, 1449 nt
Organism: Pseudozyma hubeiensis SY62
Lineage: Eukaryota; Fungi; Basidiomycota; Ustilaginomycetes; Ustilaginales; Ustilaginaceae
Exons: 1
Coding region: 1-1449 (482 amino acids)
Biological process (GO): 'de novo' AMP biosynthetic process
Cellular component (GO): cytosol
Molecular function (GO): N6-(1,2-dicarboxyethyl)AMP AMP-lyase (fumarate-forming) activity; (S)-2-(5-amino-1-(5-phospho-D-ribosyl)imidazole-4-carboxamido) succinate lyase (fumarate-forming) activity
Source: RefSeq, a predicted model, not a curated record
AUGGCGUCCUUUGAAUCGUGGCAGUCGCCCCUCUCGGCGAGAUACGCCUCCAAGGAGAUGUCCGGGCUGUUCUCCAACGCAACCCGCUUCUCCACCUGGCGCCAGCUCUGGCUCAACCUCGCCAUCGCCGAGCGCGAGCUCGGCCUCGACAUUCCCGAGGAGGCCAUCGAGCAGAUGAAGGCCAACCUCACCCUCGACGAGCGCCAGAUGGCACUCGCUGCCGAGGAGGAGAAGCGCAGGAGGCACGAUGUCAUGGCCCACGUCCACACAUUCGGUGUCGUCGCUCCCGCAGCCGCCGGAGUCAUCCACCUCGGUGCCACCUCUUGCUACGUCACCGACAACGCUGAUCUCAUCUUCUUGCGCAACGGUCUCGACCUGCUGCUUCCCAAGCUGGCGCUCGUCAUCGAGCGAUUGUCCGCUUUCGCCGAAAAGCACAAGGCUUUGCCCACCCUCGGUUUCACCCACAUGCAGCCUGCCCAGCUCACCACCGUCGGCAAGCGAGCCACACUCUGGAUCCAGGAGCUUCUCUGGGACUUGCGAAACAUCCAACGUGCACGUGACGAUCUCGGAUUCCGUGGUGUCAAGGGAACCACCGGUACGCAAGCUUCUUUCCUCGCCCUCUUCGACGGCGACCACGACAAGGUUGAAGCUCUUGACGAGCGUGUUACCGAGCUCUUCGGUUUCCCCUACGCCAUGCCCGUCACCGGUCAGACUUACUCGCGCAAGGUCGACGUCGACGUUCUCAACAGCCUCUCCUCCUUCUCCACCUCUGCUCUCAAGAUGGCCACCGACAUCCGACUCCUCUGCCACCUCAAGGAGGUCGAAGAGCCCUUCGAGAAGGAUCAGAUCGGAUCCUCGGCUAUGGCCUACAAACGCAACCCGAUGCGAUCCGAGCGAGUCUGUGGUCUUGCACGAUGGCUCGGCAACGCGGUCAACUCUGCACGCGAGACGGCCGGCUCCCAGUGGAUGGAGCGUACGCUCGACGACUCUGCCAACCGUCGCCUCUCCAUCCCCGAAGCCUUCCUCACCGCCGAUGUCAUCCUCACCAUCCUCCAAAACAUCUCCGAAGGUCUCGUCGUCUACCCCGCCAUCAUCGCACGUCGAAUCCAGAGCGAAUUGCCAUUCAUGGCUACCGAGAACGUCAUCAUGGCCAUGGUUCGUGCCGGUGGAGACCGACAGGAAUGCCACGAACGCAUCCGUGUCCUGUCACAUCAAGCGGCAGCCCAGGUGAAAGAGCAUGGUCUGGAAAACGAUCUCAUCGCUAGGAUCAAAGGUGACGACUACUUUGCUCCCAUCUUGGGUCAGAUGGAUCAGCUGUUGGAUCCAAAGAGCUUCACGGGUAGAGCGGAGCAGCAGGUGGAUAGCUUUUUGGCAAAAUGGGUCAAGCCCGCCAUCGAGCCCUACCAGAAGGCCAUUCAGGGUGCUGGAAAGGCAGAACUGUCUGUGUAA